Linum tenue is the source of this 324-nucleotide messenger RNA. Lineage: Eukaryota; Viridiplantae; Streptophyta; Magnoliopsida; Malpighiales; Linaceae. The record is from the annotation of a GenBank genome assembly.
AUGGCUCUUCGAGCGGCCACCAUUCUUUCUUCCACAUGCUCCCUCCACAAAGAGAAACUUUCUCAAGGCGGAGAGGCAGCCAAAUCAUCCGGCAUCCCGAUGCAGAACUACACAGUAAUGCACCUCGACCUUGCCUCACUUGACAGUGUCAAACAAUUUGCUGAGAAUGUUUGGCGUUUGGAGAAGCCUAAUGAUGUUCUGGUCUGCAAUGUUGUUGUCUAUCUGCCCACUAACAAGGAACCAACUUACACAGCUGAUAGGUUUGAGCUCAGUGUCGGGACUUUGGCCACUUUCUUCUCGCCAGGCUCCUUCUCGAUGACCUGA